Molecule: messenger RNA, 1080 nt
Organism: Nicotiana tabacum (common tobacco)
Lineage: Eukaryota; Viridiplantae; Streptophyta; Magnoliopsida; Solanales; Solanaceae
Source: RefSeq, a predicted model, not a curated record
AUGUCACUAUCUUCAUCACUUGAUUCACUGCUUUCAGCUUUGAGUACCAGCUAUUUAAGGUCUUCAUUUGUUGGGGGUUUGAAUGUGAUUCCUGUGUCAAAGUUUGGCGUUAGUAGUGUUGGUUUAGUGAGGAAGACGGUGGAAUGUAAGGAAUCAAGAAUUGCUUUAACAACUACAACUUCUGAUGUGGAAGCUUCUAUCCUUCCAGGAGGACGAACUGCUCACUCACGGUUCAAAAUGCCUAUUGAUAUAGAUGAUAAUUUUCAUUGCAACAUUAUUAAACAAAGUUCACUCAUACGUAUAAUUAGAGAUGUAAAAUUAAUUGUAUGGGAUGAGGCAUCAAUGGCAAAAAAGAAUAUGAUUGAAGCUCUUGAUGCACUUCUAAGAGAUAUUAUGGACAACGAUACAAUGUUUAGUGGUAAAGUUGUUGCAUUUGGAGGUGACUUUAAACAAACUUUACCAGUUGUUCGAAAUGGGAAAAAAGAAGAUUUUAUUCAUCAAAGCUUAUUGUACUCUGAAAUUUGGAAUAAACUUGAGAAAUUGUGCCUAUCUGAAAAUAUGCGCAAAAGAACAGAUCCUUCUUUUUGUGAAUAUUUACUUCGAAUUGGAAAUGGAACAGAAAGAACUAACUGUGAAGACAAAAUAGAGAUUCCUGGUUCUUUUGUUAUUCCUUUUACAACUGAAGCAGAAUCCUUAGAUGCAUUGUUCAGUAUAACAUAUCCUGAUUUGCAUGCAUUUUUUCCUGAUUCAUCUAUGAUAACCUCUCGUGUUAUCUUAACAACAAAGAAUGACUUUGUAAACGAAAUAAAUAAUAUGUUGAUCACUAAAUUCCCAGAAAGGUCUCAAACAUUUGUUGCAGUAGAUGAAACUAUUGAACCGAAUUAUCAAAGACAGUUUGAAGAUUUUCUACAUAGUUUAGAUCCUCCUGGUUUACUGCCUUAUAAGUUAACUUUAAAGGAGAAUUGUUCAGUUAUAUUAUUACGAAAUCUAAAUCCUUGCGAAGAACUCCAGAGUUACAAUGCUGCUAUAGACCAUACAGCUCUUAUAUUACUUCUUCUUGCUUUUAUCAGAACCAAAUAA